AAGUCCUGCAGGAGAGCAGGUGAAAACCUGACAGACUGUGAGCCAAGAGCCUGCGGGGGGAUUUCCAUGCUUAGACCCUGCUGACUGCUGAUCCCAGCCUCCUGAGAGACCAAGCAGACCCCCCACCACAACCCCUUCUACCUCCAACACCUCCACCUCUCAGCUGCUUAACUAGAUUCAAGUGCAGCUACUGUAAUCAGGGCUACUUGCUUUUCUCCUGCGCCUACCUCUCUUCUCACUUUAUGCCAAAAAAUCUGAAAUUUUAAGGUACUGGCAACAUCUGCUGAACCGCACCAUGCAGAGGAGCCCCUGCCUGCCUCAUACAGAGGCUGAACAGCAUCGUGUGAGUGAGGGUGGCGUGUCUAACAGUUUCAAAGCCCUUGGAUGCUACGAGCAGCUGGAUCCCAAGGACAGUCAGGUCUCCGAGGACCCCCGAGAAUACUGUUAUGGUGGGUACCACCCCAUCCAGAUAGGGGACACCUUCAACAGAAGAUACCAGGUGGUGUCCAAACUCGGCUGGGGUUAUUUCUCCACUGUAUGGCUCUGCCAGGACCUCAAGCUUGAUCGGCGUGUUGCUGUGAAGGUGUUGAAGAGUGGGGCUGGCUUUACCCAGGCCGGAGAGGAUGAACUGGCUCUCCUGCGAUGUGCCAGUGGUUCUGUGGGCUGUCACCCUUUUGGCCAAACGAUUGUUCGACUGCUAGAUGAGUUUAAGCUGGUUGGGGUCAAUGGGGUACACAUUUGCCUGGUGCUGGAGCUGCUGGGGCCUGACCUGAGGAGCUUGCAGCUCUGCUUUGGGAAUCCAGGACUGUUGCAGCCUUGGGUCAAACAAAUACUUAUCCAGGUCCUGCAGGGCCUGGACUACCUUCACUCUCAGUGUAAAAUCAUCCACACAGACAUCAAGCCAGAAAACAUCCUUGCGUGUCUGGAAGAGCAGUCCCACAAAGCACCAGCAGGUGGCAGCAGCUCCUCCUCGAUACAGACUGGGAAGGAAGCCAGUUUACCAGAAUGGAGGCAGGUAAACCCGUACAGCUUAAAGGAAAUUGCAGUGAAGAUUGCUGACUUGGGGAGCUCCUGCUGGGUGUACAAACAUUUCUGUGAGGAGAUCCAGACCCGACAGUAUCGCUCACUAGAGGUUUUGCUGGGAUCUGAGUACGGCCCACCUGCUGACAUCUGGAGUGUCGCAUGCAUGGCCUUUGAGUUGGUCACUGGAGACUCACUGUUUGAGCCCAGAGCCAGUGAGUCCAUUUCCCUGGAGGAAGAUCAUAUUGGCCAGAUAAUGGAGCUGCUUGGCAAAAUCCCAGCCGCUGUUGCCUUGUCGGGUAAAUACUCUGCCGAGUACUUCAGCUGCAGAGGUGACCUGCGUCAUGUCGGUCCGCUGAGGUUCUGGAGCCUCUAUGAGGUUUUGGUGGAGAAAUACCACUUCCUGUUGGAGGAGGCCUCUGUGUUCUCUGACUUCCUACUUUCCAUGUUGAAUUAUCACCCAGAGAAGAGGGCCACUGCUGCACAGUGUCUUCGCCACCCUUGGUUGACUUCCUGUUAGCUUCUUGUUAGGCCUCUUCAGCCCUUAUAGUCAGAUGCUUUAAGUUGCUGCUAGACUUUGUUGAUUUCAGGGCAUCUUUGCGUCUUCACAGCAUCUGAUGGGCUUCUUAUACAACACUGAAAAAAGAAGAAUUUGAACUUUGCUAUAAGAGCCCGACAUUGAGCUUUUUCAACUUCCUUGCGAUUUGUUGAUCAACCCUGAGAAGCUCAGCUCUGACACUGCUAACCAGUGUGAAGUUCUCAAUCUGCAACCAAGGGUGGAGUUUUAUUCUUUAGUAAUUUUGAAUAUGAUUUUCUAUCUGAGAAUGACUGAAACUGUAAUCAUUUGUUGAUCUUUUACAGUGCAUGUGCUCUGUUAGUUUAAGUUUUGUACAGUAAAGUGAAGCACUUUAAAGAAUAAAGUGACGUUAGAAGGAGUGCGAAUCCAA
Oreochromis aureus is the source of this 1967-nucleotide messenger RNA. Its product is annotated as SRSF protein kinase 3. The transcript is spliced from 12 exons. Bases 296 to 1540 code for a protein of 414 amino acids. Lineage: Eukaryota; Metazoa; Chordata; Actinopteri; Cichliformes; Cichlidae. The record is from RefSeq and is a predicted model, not a curated record. Gene Ontology annotation, biological process: regulation of mRNA processing; spliceosomal complex assembly; protein phosphorylation. Gene Ontology annotation, molecular function: protein kinase activity; ATP binding.